This is a messenger RNA of Phragmites australis (common reed), 3475 nucleotides long. RefSeq names its product receptor kinase-like protein Xa21. The coding region runs from base 48 to 3230 and encodes 1060 amino acids. Lineage: Eukaryota; Viridiplantae; Streptophyta; Magnoliopsida; Poales; Poaceae. The record is from RefSeq and is a predicted model, not a curated record. The transcript is spliced from 2 exons. Gene Ontology annotation, biological process: protein phosphorylation. Gene Ontology annotation, molecular function: receptor serine/threonine kinase binding; protein kinase activity; ATP binding.
AAUCACAACCCUUCCAUCGCCCCACUGCAAAGGAACCGGCAGCCAGCAUGGCAACGCGCUCGGUGAGCUUGUUGCUGUUGCUGCUGCUAUCGGCCUCCAUGUCCAUCUCGACACUCGUGGCCGGAGAAGCCAACGACGAGGCCGCGCUGCUAGCCUUCAAGGCCGCCGCAGUCAGCGGCAGCCCUGACAAUCCGCUUGCUUCCUGGAACAGUAGCAGCACUGGCGGGUUCUGCAGCUGGGAGGGAGUGACGUGCGGGCGCAGGCACCGGCGAGUGGUAGCGCUGAGCCUGCGGUCCCACGGGCUCAUCGGCAACCUCUCGCCGGCCGUUGGCAACCUAUCAUUCCUGAGGGUUCUCAACCUAAGCUCCAACCGGUUCAGCGGGGACAUCCCCGCAAGCCUUGGUCGCCUACUCCGACUCCAGGCCCUCAACUUGAGCUACAACGCCUUCUCCGGUGAACUCCCCAUCAACCUGACCUCAUGCACUAGUUUAACGAUCAUGGCCCUCCAGCACAACCAUCUCCACGGGUGCCUGCCCCCUGAGCUCGGCGACAAGCUAACGCGCCUGAAGAUUAUCCAACUGGAGGUCAACAACCUCACCGGUGCCAUCCCUGCGUCACUAUCCAACUUGUCAUCACUGAGUAUCCUACAACUAGCGCACAAUCAGCUCGAGGGCACCAUCCCUCCUGGCCUCGACGGCAUCCUAGGCCUCUGGUCCCUCCACCUCGGCUUUAACAGGCUCUCCGGCGAGCUCCCUGUCUCACUAUACAACUUGUCUUCUUUGGAAGCGUUACAAAUUCAAUUCAACAUGCUCCAUGGAAGCAUUCCUGCAGACAUCGGAAGCAGGUUCCCCAGCAUGUGGUUACUUAGCUUUGCUGGCAACAAGUUCACUGGAACCAUCCCUUCUUCGCUCUCUAACCUCACUACUCUCCAAUAUCUCGACAUCGCUAGAAAUAAGCUCAGUGGAUAUGUGCCUGGCACACUUGGUAGAUUACGAGCUCUGCGACGUCUAAACUUGUGGGACAACUUGCUAGAAGCAGACGACCGGGAGGGGUGGGAAUUCGUCACUUCACUGUCAAACUGCAGCCAGCUCCAACAUUUACUCUUGAAUGCCAACGCUGGUUUCACUGGGCAGCUACCAAGUUCAAUAGUGAAUCUCUCAACAACCCUACAAUUCCUUCAGUUGAGUCAAACUGGGAUCACGGGAAGCAUCCCCUCAGCCAUCAGUAAUCUGGUCGGCCUCACCUUACUCGACGCGGGGAAUACUUCCAUAACCGGAGUGAUUCCAGAGAGCAUCGGCAAGUUGGGAAAUUUGGCUGAGCUAGGUUUGUACAACACUUACUUGUCAGGCCUCAUACCAUCAUCCAUCGGAAAUCUCUCAAACUUGAAUUACCUUGAUACACACAUUGGCAACCUGGAGGGACCAAUUCCAGCAACCAUAGGGAAGCUAAAGAAUCUGUUCUACCUUGAUUUGUCAAAGAACCGCCUGAGCGGUCCAAUUCCUAAAGACAUUUUCGAACUACGAGUCCUUUCUAGAAUCUUAGACUUAUCAUACAAUUCAUUAUCGGGACCCCUUCCAUCUGAAGUUGGUAGCUUGCAGAACCUUAAUCAACUAUUACUAUCAGGGAACCAAUUGUCUGGUGAGAUACCUGAUAGUAUUGGAGAGUGCACCGUGCUGCAAGCACUUUGGUUGGAUAAUAACUCAUUCGAAGGAAGCAUACCUCAAUCUCUGAACAAUAUAAAGGGUUUGAGUGCACUCAACCUAUCCAUGAAUAACUUGUCUGGUGCAAUUCCUAAUACCAUUGGUAGUAUCCGCAACCUGCAACAAUUGUAUCUGGCACACAACAAUUUGUCCGGGCCGAUACCAACGAUACUGCAGAAUUUGACAUCACUAUCAGAAUUGGAUCUGUCCUUCAACAAUCUGCAAGGGGAAGUGCCAAAAGAGGGAAUAUUCAGAAAUUUGGCUAACUUUUCAAUCACUGGAAAUAAUGAGCUUUGUGGUGGAAUACCUCAGCUUCAUUUAGCUCCAUGCCACACGAAUUCCGUGAAAAAGAACAGAAAAGGACGGUUAAAGUCUCUUACAGUAGCUCUGGCAACAAUUGGUGCACUCUUGUUCUUAGCUUUUGUUAUUGUCCUCAUUCAGUUGAACUGUAAGAAACUUAAACGAAGGCAGAAGAGCCCAUUCCUACCACCAGUAAUUGAGGAACACUAUGGAAGAAUUUCUUACCAUACAUUAGCAAAUGGAACCAAUGGAUUUUCAGAAGCUAAUCUGCUUGGUGAAGGAAGCUUUGGGGCGGUAUAUAAAUGCACUUUACAAGACGAGGGAAUAAUUGCUGCUGUGAAGGUUUUUAACCUUGAACAAUCUGGAUCUACUAGAAGUUUUGUGGCUGAAUGUGAGGCACUGAGAAGAAUGCGUCACCGCUGUCUCAUAAAGAUCAUCACAUGCUGCUCAAGCAUCAAUCACCAAGGUCAAGAGUUCAAGGCACUAGUUUUUGAGUUCAUGCCAAAUGGUAGCUUAAAUGAUUGGCUUCAUCCAAAAUUUGACAUGCCCACUCUGAGUAAUACUCUCAGCCUAGCACAAAGGCUAGAUAUUGCCGUCGAUAUUAUGGAUGCUUUCGAGUAUCUUCAUAAUCAUUGUGAGCCACCAAUUAUUCAUUGUGAUAUAAAGCCAAGCAACAUCCUUCUUGCAGAAGACAUGAGUGCCCGAGUUGGGGACUUUGGCAUAUCAAGAAUUCUUCCAGAAAGUGCAACUAAAGCCCUGCAGAAUUCAAAUAGCACAAUUGGAAUAAGAGGCUCCAUAGGUUAUGUUGCCCCAGAGUAUGGUGAAGGUUCUUCUGUCUCAACUCUCGGUGAUGUUUAUAGCCUCGGGAUAUUGUUGCUUGAGAUGUUUACAGGAAGGAGCCCAACAGAUGAUACGUUCAGAGAUUCCUUGGAUCUGCACAAGUUUUCAGAGCAUGCUCUUCCAGAGAGAAUAUGGGAGAUAGCCGAUACAACAAUGUGGCUGCACACAGGCGCCUUUAACAGCACUACAAGAUGUAGAAUUGAGAAUUGUUUGGUUUCUGUCAUUGCUCUUGGAGUAUCAUGCUCAAAGAAACAACCUAGGGAGCGGACACUCAUACAGGAUGCAGCCACUGAAAUGCAUGCUAUCAGAGAUUCAUACCUCAAUCUUGCCAGAUCUCUUAUGGUGGAGCAUGGAGUGGAUAACUCUGUGGUAAUUUGCAGCAACAAUUAAGAAGUAAAGCUGAAAAUGGGCAAGAAGACUGCAAAGUAACUGGAGAUGUAUAAUACGCUGUAACUCUAUCAUUUUUUCUCUUAACAACCUUUGUUUGUUUACAUCAGAUAUAUGUGACUAUAGAGAGCGUUUAGUAAAUGUGUCCACAGUCCAGAGUGUUACCAGUUGCGAGUGUGCCUCCUUUUUUAGAGAAUUUUCAAUAAGAUGUAUGAGUCAAUAAUAUCAUAUCCUUCCUUUCUCAGCAA